GGCUCCGGGCUCUCGGGCCGUGCCCGUAUCGGGGUCUCGGGGCGGCCGCCUCCUGACGAUGCUCUGCCCCAGGGAGCCCGGGACACCUCCAGUCUCUGCAGCCACAUCCUGCUCGGUGUCACCGUACCCUUCCAUGCCUAGCUCCGUGAGGGCUCAGGGACCUCAGAUCAAUGUGCUUGCGAGCCCCGUCAGCCCCACAGGGCUGUGAGGUUCAGGCGGAGGGCAGGAUGGCUUUUGGCGACCCUGCAGAGGGCAGAGCACCCAAGGAGGAGCCUCUGUAAAGCCACCACGGGCCGACUGAGGACAGCUCUUCUCACACUGCUCCUCAUCCUCCCCAGCAUCACACGGGAGGCUCCUGGCCGGCUCCCAGCAGUUGGGAGAGGAAGACCGUGGUGGCACGUUUCUGUAUUUUCCUCGUUCACUUCAAGGGAGUGGGGAGCUCCUGAGGAGCUCUGCAGCCAUGGACAGCUGUUGCUGUGGUCACUGUAUAGUGCCUGGUAUAGCUGCUCCUGAUGGGGCACCCUGUGUGCUAUUAACAGCAGCAUUGUCAUUUCCUGCUCUCCUUUCUCCUUGGCAGAGAACACCAUGGAAUAUUGCUGUGGAGCUGGAAGAGACUCUGAUAGGAGAUGAGCUCUGUGGAGUCAGCAGAAGACAAGACAUUAACCUUUAGUUCCCCUAGCACCACAGCUGGGAAGACUGGGAAGGCACUUCCUGCUGGAGAAGGUCUUGGCUUCAUCAGUGCCAGGAAACGUGAGAACCAGAAUAGAAAUCAAAGGGAAGGAAGCAAACAAGUACACAUCAUUAUGCAAUUGUGAGAUGAGUGGAGAUGACUUGAAUGCAGAGAGGAAGUGAACAUCAGAAAGAGCAUGGGAAGAGAUGAAGAGGUCCAGAGGGGAGAGCAAGAGGAACACAGAACCUCUCACUUGUCAUUCCUGUGGAUCUGGUACCCUCUUAUCGGCAAAUAUUAUGCUGGUGUUGCUGUUUCCUCAUGUGGGUUGGUUUGCAGAUGAGACCUCAGCUUCAGCCAGGAGGUUGCACUGGCUGGUGGAGAAGAGCUCCAGUGAACACCCUUUCUUCUGGAGACACGUGUAGCUGGGCUGUGUGUGCCCACCACGGUGUGGAGGGUGGUUACUGUGGAUGCUGAUAGAAGCUAAAGGGGAGGAAAUGGCAGAUGGGAGGAGGUUUUGCUCUGAACUCAAAGAGGAAAAGCAGUGGCAGGCAGUGGGGAGCAGCAGAGAUUGCACCCGCAGAAGCUGGGGAGACAGAGCGACCUGCACCUGCUGACUGCUGCCCAUGUCCCUUUUGUGGCAGGGGUGACACAAGCUGUGUCUGGCCUGGUGGAUGUUCCUGUCCUAGUGUCCCUCAUGCCUGAGGUGGCAGGGGAAUACAGGGGCUGGGCUGGAGCUGGGAUCUGGGUACUCGUGGCCAGAGCAGGGGGCAGGGCUCUGCAGGGCCGUGUACAUCCCACAACCAGAACACUCAGAUCAAGCCCAUCCCCAUGUCAAACCGCAGGUCCCUGGGGGCUGGCAGGGUGUGUGGGUUCCCACCUGAGCUCAGCGAGCACACCCGAUCACCAGGUGGGUGUGGACAUCACCCCACCCCCGCUGUGACAGCAGCACUGCUUCCUCCAAGGGGUCCAUUCCCCGGUGUAAAACAAAACAGACUGGGGUGGUGUGGGGAGGUGGUGCUGUAGGAAACUGGGGAAGCGGCAGGGAGCUGCUGGACUGGACCCUAGAGUAGUGGGAAAUGGCCAUCAGCAGCUCCCGCAUGCAUUACUUGGGUCUCGGGGCCAAGAAUGUGUGGUCAGGAUGAAACCGGAGGAGGAAACAGAGAAGAGAGGAGAUAAGAAUUGGGCUGAGGCAAGAGAAGGGGAAGAGAGGGGAAGCCUGUGAGCACAGAGGGAACUGCCUGGCCCAGUGGCGAAGGGGCGAGGUCCCAGCAAGGCUUCAGCUCCCCUCGGCUGAGCAGUGACCCCCACGCUGCAGGCAGGGACGGAGGCUCCCGACUGAUCCCACCAGGCACCCAGCGUGGUCACCAGUAGGCUGUUGGGAAGCAUGGAGCUCUGGCUAACCAACACCUUUCUGCCCCUGCUGCUCCUUACCUGGCUGCCAGUUGGAACAGUCAGUGAGCUGGAAGAGCCAGGCACCACUGUGCAGUGCGAGAUUUGUUUGGAGAAUCUCACAAUGCAGGUGAAUAGGUACAAACUUAAAUGUCUGGAAGUGAAGAAUCAAACCAACAUUGUGGUUCCAGGAGAAAACUGUAUGAAUUUCACCAGCUCAAACAUGAGUACAGCCCACACAGGGAUCUGUAUGUGUAGGGUCUUCAUCACAAGACCAAACUCGACAGACACUGGAAACAGCACACAAGCAGCAGUUCUCAGCUGUGGCUCUGCAGAAUCUCAGACCGAUGUCACAGAGAUCUGGACAGGACUCAACCUCUUCCUGUGCAUCCUCUUUGGCUUUGCAGUCGGGACGCUCCUUUACAUGCCAGUAAUUGGCUUCCUGCUGUGGCAGUGCAGAAGGAACAGAACAGGAGAGCUCAUGAGUGGGGAAGUGGUGAAGGGGAAUCAGGUCAGUAUGGUGGCCCCAGUGACAGGGACCGCAGACCUGACCUAUGCCAACCUGAAUUUUAGAAACAAGGGGACAGGAUCUGCUUCCUCCAACGUCAUUUACACUGAGAUCAAGCCAUCACAACAGAAGCAGAGUGGUGGGGAUGGCAGUGCUGCCAGCACAGAGGUGGAUGUCUCCCCCAAGGAAGAGGGCGAAUGAGGGAGGGUGAGCAGCUUGUUGUCCACCUGUUGGGGUCAUCCUCCUCAAAAACUAGGUGUUAGCUCAUACAGCAGUGCAAUCUUGGUGACCAAAGCCACCUAUUACCCCAAGUGGCUGCACAACCCUGCUUUAUGUUCCCCUGGAAGAAGCCAUGUCUCACGGUGAGGACAGGGCUCUUGAGCCCAUUUUCCCCUUGCCUUCUGCAGCUCCAAGCACUGCCAAGCCUCAGCAACUCUUUUCAGUGUCUCCUGUCACUGACAGAGGCUCCUCUAGCUACUUGCUCCGUGUUUCAGGAAUGACACUGUGCACUGUGUGGCCAACAUGGUGUUCAGGAAGAGCUUGGUCCUGGAUGUGCUGGGUGGCAUGGCCAUGAGAAAUCCUGGAGGAAUUUUCUGGAUUUUCUCUGGUGCAGGCACCUGCUGUGAUGUGUGUUGACCUUGCUCUGUUUCACUCACUUGAAACACAAGGGGCAAGGAUGGAAAAGCAUUUCUUGCUUCACAGAGGUGCUGCUGCAGUGAUGCACAUGGAUCUACUUUGUACUGGGAGUGGUUAGGUGUUUUUGCUGGUUUGGUGGUGAAUACCCUUCUCGUGGGUAGAGCACUCUCUUUUGUGCCCUCUUUUAUUGAUACUGUUGUGUUUAUUGUGAGUUUUUCAGUAAAAAUGUGAUUCCCA
Corvus hawaiiensis (hawaiian crow) is the source of this 3440-nucleotide messenger RNA. RefSeq lists its product as uncharacterized. Bases 2055 to 2768 code for a protein of 237 amino acids. The record is from RefSeq and is a predicted model, not a curated record. The transcript has 6 exons. NCBI's taxonomy places the organism in Eukaryota, Metazoa, Chordata, Aves, Passeriformes, Corvidae.